AUGGGAAACUUAGGUUACACAAGUUUGCAUCCAAUAACAGAGGUGUUGGACUCAUUUCCACAGAGUGAGCUGGCUAAGGAUCUCUGUAACCUUGAUCUUUGUAAUGACACAUUACCAAUGCAGAGAAGUUUGGGACUCUCUUGGGAAAUUGAAACUGAUCAAUUCACAUUUCGCACAUGUAAAGACAAGAAACCAUUCACCAGACGUGGAAUAUUGUCUGUGAUUAACGGACUUUACGACCCCAUAGGCUUUGCUGUUCCAGUCGUUUUGAAAGGGAAGCUUUUGAUGAAAGAAAUUCUGUCCAGUACAACCUCCUUAGAUUGGGAUGACCCACUUCCUGAAGUGUUUAAAAACCCAUGGGAUGACUGGGUACAAUCCUUAUUUCAACUAGAACAAGUGUGCAUUUGUAGACAGUACUCGGAUCACUCAUAUACAGAUUCCAAUGUUCGUCUUGUGCAUGUAUUCUGUGACGCAUCGAAAGACGCGAUCGGUGCUGUUGCAUAUCUACAGCUCUUUGGACCUGUUGGUUCAGAGCCUACACUCAGUUUUCUGCUUGGAAAGGGAAAACUUGCACCUAAUGGCGGCAACACCAUUCCUCGGAUGGAACUAUGUGCUGCAGUUCUCGGAGUCGAAGUAGCAGACAUAAUCAAGGAACAACUUGGUAUUCCAUCAGAGUGCUUUAGAUACUAUACGGACAGCCAGAUUGUCUUGGGUUAUCUAACAAACACUACUCGCAGAUUCUACGUUUAUGUGUCAAACAGAGUGAAGCGUGUUCAUUCAUCUUCAUCUCCGAGACAAUGGACGCACGUUCCCACAGAGCAGAAUCCAGCUGAUCUGGCUACGAGAUCAGUCUGUGCUACUCAACUUUCAAACAGUAUGUGGUUGACUGGACCUCCAUGUGAGACCCUGACAAAAACAUUUUCAGAACCACCCUUAUGUUAUCCGUUAGUGGAACCAAACAACGACUGUGAGAUUAGACCUGAAGUCACAUGCAACAAAGUUCAGAUGGAUGAUGUGAAACCUUUUAACCAUAAGAUCGGAUCAGAAAGAUUCUUAAAAUUCUCAACAUGGGAAUCUCUUGUUCGAGGAGUCAAGAUUCUGAAGCAAUUCAUAUAUAAAUCAGUGAAACACAGUGACAUUGACUCUAGUGAAGCAUAUGAACAUGCAGAACUUUAUGUGAUACAGACAUGCCAGGGAGAAGCAUAUGAUGAUGCAAUAAGAUGUAUCAAAGGUGGACGUCCCCUGCCGAACGGACACUCAGUUAUGGCCUUAUCGCCAUUUAUUGACCAACAUGGCAUACUCCGCGUGGGAGGUAGACUUGACAAAAACAGACAAGGAGAUGACAAUCUUCACCCUGUGAUCAUGCCCAAGAACCAUUAUGUCACCAGGCUGCUCGUGCGCAAAUUCCACCACCAAGUGCUACAUCAGGGACGACUGUUGACGGAAGGUGCACUUCGUUCUGGAGGAUUCUGGGUAGUAGGUACCAAAAAUCUCAUAAGAUCAGAGAUCAAAUCCUGUGUCACAUGUCGCAAGUUGAGAGGAAGUUUUGGUUGGCAGAAGAUGGCAGAUCUACCUGAGGACAGGAUACAGCCUGCUCCACCUUUUUCUUAUGUAGGUGUAGACACCUUCGGUCCCUGGACAACCACGCAACGACGGACCAGAGGGGGAACUGUGAAUCAGAAGAGAUGGGCUUUGAUGUUUACAUGCCUCGUUUCACGAGCAGUUCAUUUGGAAGCCAUUGAAGAAUUGUCCACAGCUUCAUUUAUUAAUGCAUUACGCAGGUUCGUGGCCUUAAGAGGCCCUGUUAUACAGUUUCGAUCAGAUCGCGGGACAAACUUCAUUGGGGCAGUGCAUGAACUAAAAAUUCCCUCUGACCUGGUGGAAAACCCAGUAUCAAAAAAGUAUCUCGAGGAGAACAAGAUCAUGUGGGUGUUCAAUCCUCCCCAUGCCUCCCACUUUGGCGGGGCAUGGGAAAGAAUGAUAGGUGCUUCAAGGAAGAUACUGGACAGCUUACUCUUGAACCAUAAGGGACCUUUAACGCAUGAAGUUUUGACCACAUUCUUGAUGGAAGUUAGUGCUAUUCUGAAUGCUAGACCACUUGUCGCAGUAUCAACUGACCCAGAUGCACCACAGGUACUUUCACCAGAUAUGUUAAUUCAUCAGAAAACCAUACAUACCUCAAAGUUGGACAUUCCAGUGUUCUGGACUAAAGACGCCCUCAAGAGUUCCUGGAAGCAGGUGCAGUACUUGGCAGAUCAGUUCUGGCAGAGAUGGCGCAUAGAAUACAUGCAAAGCUUACAGAUUCGUCAGAAAUGGUUGACAGAAGGUAGACAGUUUCAGAAAGGAGAUGUGGUUCUCAUGCGUGACGAUUCUUUAGCCAGAAAUCAGUGGCCCCUUGCUAUAGUAACAGAGACCUUUGAGAGUAAUGACGGACGCGUACGCAAGGUGAAGAUAUUUUGUGGCCGUAACAGAACAUUUUAUGUGAGACCUGUUACUCAGUUGUGUUGUCUCAUUGAAGUAGCUAAGUAG
Molecule: messenger RNA, 2529 nt
Organism: Saccostrea echinata
Lineage: Eukaryota; Metazoa; Mollusca; Bivalvia; Ostreida; Ostreidae
Exons: 1
Coding region: 1-2529 (842 amino acids)
Biological process (GO): DNA integration
Molecular function (GO): nucleic acid binding
Source: RefSeq, a predicted model, not a curated record